AUGGACCACCACUUCCACCAGGAAGAGCCGGAACGUCUGCUCGCGCCGGAGGACGUUUCCCCCGCCUCGACACCGUCCUCGUCGGCGUUGUCGUCGCCUGUUGAUUUGGGUGCGGCGUUGGGGGAGCAGGCCCAGGGACCACAGCCCGAGGCCCAGGAGCAGGAGCAGCCCCGGGAGCGCGAGCAGCCACAGGAGCAGCGGGCGAGCAGGUGGGAGCAGGCGAAGCGGGUGCCGACGAUACAUGAUCUCAGGGUCAAAUUGUGUUAUAUAUGCCGCGAAGAAGAGCGCUUCGACGGUGAGCACCCCCCCUCGGACGACCCCCCGCGCGCAUGGACCCACCCCUGCUCGUGCACACUCGUCGCACACGAGCAGUGCCUGCUGCACUGGAUCCAGUCCUCGCAGCAGUCGCGCGCGCGCGCCGCGAACGCGCUCAAGUGCCCGCAGUGCGGCGCGCGCUACGAGCUCGAGAGCCGCAACCCCGCGGCGCUCCGCGUGCUCAACGCGGGCAACCGCCUGCUGAGCGUCGUCGGGCGCACGGUCACGUUCGCGAGCGUGAGCUUCGCGGUGGGCAGUGUGGGGUUUGGGCUGUACGUUACCGGGACGGCGUACGGGGCGUAUGCGCUUAGGGAGUUUAUCGGAAAAGAGAUGUUCGACAUUCUCCUCACCGAAGACCCGUCCAACUGGCCCUGGCACAGCUUCGUCAACCUGCCCCUCAUCCCACUCGCCCUCCUCGUCUCGCGCCUGCCCUUCCGCCCGACAAUCCCCCCGCUCGUCCCCGUCCUGCUCGCGUGGCCGACCUCGGCGCCCGUCGCUGUGCGUGCCGUAGCGGGCGGCUCCGGUUCCAGCUCCAGCGGAUUCAGGCUGCUUCGCGGUACCAGCACCAGCGCCGGCGCCAAUGCAGCUCUCGCGCGCGCGAGCGCAUGGCCGCCGCCGCCGCUCGUGCUCGGCCUGUUUGUGUACCCGCUCGUGCGGGAGGGGUACAGGCGGCUCUACGCGCGCGUGCAGGCGGCAGUGCUAAACGGCGGAGGGACCGGUGCGGGCGCGGCGAACGGGCCGCUGCAGAGGAUCUUGUUGGCUAUCAACGGGGACGGCCCAUUUGAGAUUCAGAUUGAGCACGGGGAUGGGGAUGGGGGCGAGCAGCAGGGGAAUCAGCCUGCAGGGCGGAAUAAUAACAACAACAAUCGGGACGCUGGCGCAGGGGACGCAGGGGAUGCAGGCGCAGGUGCAGGAGGGGGAGGGGACGCAGACGACCCCGCCGCCGCCGCCGAAAACACCAUCCGCGUAUCCGGCACCUCGCUCGGCCGCCUCGUCGGCGGCGCGCUCAUCAUCCCGCGCAUCGCAUCCUUCAUGGGCGCGCUCCUCCUCCGCGCCUCGCACCACUCUCCGCUGCUCCGCCGCAUCCUCGCCGUGCGCCCGCGCGGCGCCGGUGCCGCUCUCGCCGCCGCAGCCGCCACCACCACAGCAGGCGGCGGCCGCGGUCUCGCUGGGGGCUCAGGCUCGAUCGCCGGACUGGGUCUAGCGGGGAUCGACGAGCGCGCGUGGGUGCAGAUGAGCACGCCGAAGCGGCUCGCGGUGCUCGGCGUGAUGGGCCUCAGCACGAGCUGGCGCGGGACGGACGUGUGGGCGGGCAGCGACCCGGUGUGGUGGCGGAACGCGCUUGGUUUGGGGUUGUUCGCUGUGGCCAAGGACGCCGUACAUCUGCUGCACCUCUGGCUGACGAAGCGCGAGCUCGAGAGCCGGCGCGUGAAGAACCGGUCGUUCGCAGGUGUGGACGUGCGCGAGCUCGAUCUGAUAGAUCUGCCCGCUGCCGCAUGA
This is a messenger RNA of Coniophora puteana RWD-64-598 SS2, 1815 nucleotides long. RefSeq lists its product as uncharacterized. Gene Ontology annotation, molecular function: zinc ion binding. The transcript has 5 exons. The coding region runs from base 1 to 1815 and encodes 604 amino acids. NCBI's taxonomy places the organism in Eukaryota, Fungi, Basidiomycota, Agaricomycetes, Boletales, Coniophoraceae. The record is from RefSeq and is a predicted model, not a curated record.